This is a messenger RNA of Scheffersomyces coipomensis, 822 nucleotides long. It is a transcript of the gene DOT5, whose product is annotated as thioredoxin peroxidase. Bases 1 to 822 code for a protein of 273 amino acids. The transcript has a single exon. Gene Ontology annotation, molecular function: thioredoxin peroxidase activity. Gene Ontology annotation, biological process: cellular response to oxidative stress; cell redox homeostasis. Gene Ontology annotation, cellular component: cytoplasm. NCBI's taxonomy places the organism in Eukaryota, Fungi, Ascomycota, Pichiomycetes, Serinales, Debaryomycetaceae. The record is from RefSeq and is a predicted model, not a curated record.
AUGCCUGAAUUACGUCGUUCCGCUAGAGUUGCUGCUAAACCAGCUGUUCCUCCCCCAGCUUUCGAAGAAGAACCACCCAAGAAAAAGAAUAAACAAACCAGUAUCAAUACUAAUGGUGGUAAUGGUGGAUCUAAAGUUAAAGAAUUAGAAGUUGAUGAUAAAAUCCCUGAUAUCACUUUAUUUGAUGAAGAUAAUAAUGAAGUUAAUUUAGUUGAAGCUGCUAAUAAAGCUAAAUAUAUCGUUAUAUUUGCUUAUCCAAAAGCUUCAACUCCAGGUUGUACAAGACAAGCAUGUGGAUUUCAAAGAAAUUAUGAAUUCUUAAAGAGUAAUAAUGUUACUGUAUUUGGUUUAAGUGCUGAUUUACCUAAAUCUCAAAAGAAUUUUGUGGUUAAGCAAAAAUUGGAAUAUUCUUUAUUAUCGGAUCCAUCCAAGGAAUUAAUUGGAAUUUUAGGAGCAAAGAAAUAUCCUACUGGGAUUAAAAGAUCUCAUUGGAUCUUUGUUGAUGGUGUUUUAAAGGUUAAAAGAAUUCAAAUAUCUCCUGAAGCUAGUAUAGAUGGUGCUAAAGCCGAAAUUGAAAAAUUCAUUAAACAAGGUGGCGAUGAACCAAAAGAAGAGGAAGAUGAAGAUGAUGAAGACGAAGAAGAAAUAAAGAAAGUUGAAGAUUUGAAAGUUGAAGAUGAAAAAGUUGAAGAACCAGUGAUUGACGAACCAAUUGUCGAAGAACCAAAAGCUGAGGAACCAAACGCUGAGGAACCAAAAGUCGAAGAACCAAAAGUUGAAGAACCAAAAGUUGAAGAACCAACUAAUGGAACUACAGAUUAA